This is a messenger RNA of Candidozyma duobushaemuli, 1758 nucleotides long. Its product is annotated as phosphoinositide binding protein. NCBI's taxonomy places the organism in Eukaryota, Fungi, Ascomycota, Pichiomycetes, Serinales, Metschnikowiaceae. The record is from RefSeq and is a predicted model, not a curated record. Gene Ontology annotation, molecular function: protein binding; phosphatidylinositol-3-phosphate binding; phosphatidylinositol-3,5-bisphosphate binding. Gene Ontology annotation, cellular component: fungal-type vacuole membrane; phagophore assembly site membrane; cytosol. The transcript has a single exon. Gene Ontology annotation, biological process: autophagy of mitochondrion; protein lipidation; protein localization to phagophore assembly site. The coding region runs from base 1 to 1758 and encodes 585 amino acids.
AUGUUGAAAACCUCGGUCGCUGGCUCUCCAGCGUACAUGAACUUGGCUCAACAAUAUCAAGACUCAUUGCCCCCUGGGGAUGAUCGUCUGUCAGCCUCCAAUCAAUCGCACCAUGCUGACGCAACUGUCAAGUACAUCACAUUCAAUCAAGACUCCUCGUGUGUAGCCGUUGGUUUAAACAAUGGCUACAAGGUAUACUCAAUGAAGCCGUCGCUUGCCAAAUGCCAUCUGUUGAAAAAAGAGGAGGCGGUGGGCAUUGUUGAGAUGUUGUAUUGCACUUCCCUCCUAGCGAUAGUGGCAUUAGGAGAUGAACCCGGGUCACUGCCUCGCAAGCUCAAAAUUGUAAACACAAGGGACAAUAGUAUUAUAUGUGACUUAAUAUUCCCUGCUACCAUUUUGGCGGUCCGGCUCUCCCGCCACAGGGUUGUGGUGCUCCUAGAAGAGCAGAUCUACAUCUACGAUAUCCUCAGCAUGCAACUCCUUCACACCAUUGAAACAAGUCCCAAUACAAACAGGUUAUGCGCUGUAUCAGAUGACUUUGAGGAGGGUUUAACGCUGGACUCGGCAAUUGAUUCACGUCCCUCCAACUCCUUCUUGGCCUACCCGUCACCUCCAAAGACUGUGGCCCAUGAGUCGCUUAUUGCAAGUGGAAACGCUGCCAACACAACCUUGGCUAGUACGAAUGCACAGGCGGCAAGGGCUCCAAAAAGAGUAGGAGACGUCAUAAUAUUUGAUCUUCAAGCUCUCCAACCGGUGGUUGUUAUUGAAGCACACAAGUCAGGUUUGGCCGCUUUGUGCCUCUCCAGAGAUGGUCACUUACUCGCCACAGCUUCCAAUAAGGGAACAAUUGUGCGUGUUUUUAGUGUGGACUCGGGUGAGAAGCUCUACCAGUUUCGCCGUGGAACAUACCCAACGAAGAUCUAUUCACUCUCCUUCAGUUCCGAUAACAAGUAUGUGGUGGCUACAAGCUCGAGCGAAACGGUUCACAUUUUCAGGCUUGGCGAAGACGAACUCUUAGCCAAUAAGCAGAAGCGCAAGAGAGAGUCCAAGACGAAAAAGAUGCGCCUUAAUCCAGAGUUCACGAUAAAUGAGGAGGACGAAAAGUCUCUUAAAAAGGCCGAAGAGGAUGAUGAUUUUCUCGAGGAUGAUGGUGAUGACAGUGAUGCGGAAGGCGAUGGCGAUGGUGGGAACAUUCAAAAUGCUAUAGAAGCUAGCAGUCAACGGAAGCUCUCCCAAGGAUCCACCAACUCACUCAAUAGCGGGAUGUCGAGCUUUUCCAAUAUCAGUGGCACUACAGACGACAAGGAGAAAACUGAACCUGUCAUUGACCAGAGUCGACUUUCUGUCGCUAGACUCAUACGUCGCUCGUCGCAAAACUUGGGUAGGAAGGCUGCGCAGAAAAUGGGCGACUUUCUUCCCUCUCGAUUCUCUUCCAUUUUGGAGCCAACGAGACACUUUGCAUCCCUCAAGAUUCAGACAAUGGAUAAGGACGUCAAGUCGAUUGCCACGAUGAACGGCGAUAUCCAGGAGGACUUAGUUCCUCCGAACUACAUGCUCUCAAAAGAUGCAGUAGAGGCUAGCAAGGGCCAGCAAGUUGGCUCACCAACAUCCAACUCUUCCAACAAGGAUUUGGUGCUGCUUGAGCUCGUGCAUAUCAAUGUUGUUACUUCAGAAGGCUACUUCUACACGUAUGGAUUGGACCCAGAGCGUGGAGGAGACUGCAUUUUGCUUAAUCAGGUUUCAUUACUCGGGGAUUAA